AUGCCGUCCGCCGUGUCGUCAGCAAGCAGCCUCGAGCAAGAGAAGCGCGACAGCCCUGAGCCGCCGCCCAUCGUUGAACAGACCUCAAAGGUGCUGCCUCCUGGUGGGCCUUCACCCCCUCCAAACGGCGGUCUCUCAGCCUGGCUUCACGUUGCCGGCAGUUUCAUGCUCUACUUCAAUAGCUGGGGCAUCCUCAAUGCUUUCGGUGUCUACCAGACAUACUACGAAUCAGGGUCCCUCUUCUCGAGAUCCUCCUCCGACAUCUCAUGGAUCGGCUCAAUUCAGGCCUUCAUGGUGUUGCUCGCCGGUAUCCUCGUCGGCCCAUUCUACGACCGGGGCUACCUUCGCCCAUUGCUCCUCGUCGGCACUUUUGGUCUUGUCUUCGGACACAUGAUGCUUAGCAUCUGCAACGCCUACUGGCAAGUGCUGCUUGCACAGGGCUUUUGCAUUGGAAUUGGGGCCGGAUGCCUCUUUGUACCCUGCGUCUCCAUUCUUCCCACCUAUUUCAGCACGAAACUUGGCUUGGCUGUUGGCCUGGCGGCUUCUGGCUCGUCCCUGGGCGGCAUCAUCUACCCAAUUAUCCUCCAUCGGCUUAUUGACCGGGUAGGAUUCGGCUGGUCCGUCCGCGUUAUCGGCUUCCUCGCACUUGGCACACUCCUCUUCCCACUCGCCGCAAUGAGACUCCGCGUUAAACCACCAAAGGCUAGAUCGUUCAUUGACUGGACCGCCUUCACGGAUGCGCCCUACAUGUUCUUUGUAAUCGCCUCAUUUAUUGCCUUUAUGGGGCUGUUUACCCAACUAUUCUUCCUCUCGUUCUUCACCGAGAAUCGUCACAUCGCCAGCACCGAAAUCGCCUUCUACAUUGUGCCUAUUUUCAACGCCGCAUCCUGUCUCGGUCGAAGUGUCCCCAAUGCCAUCGCGGACAAAACGGGACCAUUCAACCUCAUAUCUCCCGGCGCCAUCAUUUCUGGAGUCCUUAUCCUCUGCACCAUCGCGGUAACUAAUAAGGGAGGCCUCAUCGUCAUUGCAUUACUCUCUGGUUUCAUCAGCGGCAUUCUCAUUGGGAUGCCGCCUCUCUGCUUCGUCAUCCUGACGAAAGACAAGACCAAGAUCGGAACCAGAGUUGGUAUGGCCUAUGCCAUCAUCGGCUUUGGUGUGUUAGCCGGUGGACCUGGCGGUGGCCGUAUCUUGGGCACACAAAAUCCACUAGGUUGGACUGGCUUGUGGAUCUUCGGUGGUGUCUCGCUUUGUGUCGCUGGUUUUAUGUAUGCUGGGUUGAGAGUGGCCCACAGAGACUGUCAGAAGAAGGUUUUAAUUUUUGCUUUUGAGAAUCUAAUCAGCGGCAUAUCAAUGAAGUAA
This is a messenger RNA of Coccidioides immitis RS, 1359 nucleotides long. RefSeq lists its product as uncharacterized. Gene Ontology annotation, molecular function: transmembrane transporter activity. The transcript has 2 exons. The record is from RefSeq and is a predicted model, not a curated record. Gene Ontology annotation, cellular component: fungal-type vacuole membrane. Gene Ontology annotation, biological process: transmembrane transport. Bases 1 to 1359 code for a protein of 452 amino acids. NCBI's taxonomy places the organism in Eukaryota, Fungi, Ascomycota, Eurotiomycetes, Onygenales, Onygenaceae.